Lottia gigantea (owl limpet) is the source of this 447-nucleotide messenger RNA. RefSeq lists its product as hypothetical. The record is from RefSeq and is a predicted model, not a curated record. The transcript has a single exon. Bases 1 to 447 code for a protein of 148 amino acids. Lineage: Eukaryota; Metazoa; Mollusca; Gastropoda; Lottiidae.
AUGGAAGUUUUAGGUGACCAGAAUUGGUUUAGACUAGCGAGCACAAUGGAAGUUUUAGGUGACCAGAAUUGGUUUAGACUAGCGAGCACAAUGGUAGAUUUAGGUGACCAGAAUUGGUUUAGACUAGCGAGCACAAUGGAAGUUUUAGGUGACCAGAAUUGUUAUAAACUAGCGAGCACAAUGGAAGUUUUAGGUGACCAGAAUUGUUAUAAACUAGCUAGCACAAUGGAAGUUUUCUGUGACCAGAAUUGUUAUAAACUAGCGAGCACAAUGGAAGUUUUAGGUGACCAGAAUUGUUAUAAACUAGCUAGCACAAUGGAAGUUUUCUGUGACCAGAAUUGUUAUAAACUAGCGAGCACAAUGGAAGUUUUAGGUGACCAGAAUUGUUAUAAACUAGCUAGCACAAUGUUUAGACUAGCGAGCACAAUGGAAGUUUUAGGUGACUAG